CUACAAAAACCCUAAACCCUAAAAAAUUCAACUAACAUUUAUUUAAUUUAUUAAAAUCUUUUUUAUAACUAAAUCAUAAUGGCGACGGCUGCGUUGCUCAGAUCUCUUCGCCGACGUGACAUCGCUUCUGCUUCUAUCUCCGCCUUCAAAUCUUUUAAUGGAGGUAAAUCUUUGACUGGUUCUCAUCUGGGCCACAAAUUUGGUGUUUUAGCCAGACCAUUCAGUACAAGGCCUAUCGGAAAUGAAGUCAUUGGUAUUGAUUUGGGUACCACAAAUUCAUGUGUUUCAGUCAUGGAGGGCAAGUCUGCGAAAGUUAUUGAAAAUGCUGAAGGUGCACGUACAACCCCAUCAGUUGUGGCCUUCAACCAAAAAGGAGAGUUGAUUGUGGGAACUCCUGCCAAACGUCAAGCAGUAACUAAUGCUACAAAUACUGUAUCUGGUACCAAACGUCUAAUUGGUAGACGAUUUGACGAUCCCCAGACUCAGAAAGAAAUGGGAAUGGUACCAUACAAGAUUGUCAAAGCUCCAAAUGGAGAUGCUUGGGUUGAGGCAAAUGGACAGAAAUAUUCUCCAAGCCAGAUUGGUGCAUUUGUUCUUACCAAGAUGAAGGAGACUGCUGAAGCUUAUCUCGGGAAGACAAUUAACAAGGCUGUCAUUACUGUGCCCGCUUACUUCAAUGAUGCACAAAGGCAAGCAACUAAGGAUGCUGGACGCAUUGCUGGUCUAGAUGUUCAAAGAAUUAUUAAUGAGCCAACAGCUGCUGCACUUUCUUAUGGGUUAAAUAACAAAGAGGGUCUCAUUGCGGUUUUCGAUCUUGGUGGUGGAACUUUUGAUGUUUCCAUCUUGGAGAUAUCAAAUGGUGUUUUCGAGGUGAAAGCAACCAAUGGUGAUACAUUCCUUGGAGGAGAGGACUUUGAUAAUUCCAUGUUGGAUUACUUGGUUGCCGAGUUCAAGAAGACAGAAGGAAUUGACUUGACAAAAGACAAGCUUGCUCUUCAGAGACUUAGGGAAGCUGCAGAGAAAGCUAAAAUUGAGUUGUCAUCAACUACCCAAACGGAUAUUAACUUGCCAUUUAUCACAGCUGAUGCAUCUGGUGCUAAGCAUAUGAAUAUCACUCUUACAAGGUCAAAGUUUGAGGCUCUAGUAAACAACCUCAUUGAGAGGACUAAAAACCCAUGCAAGAAUUGUGUGAAGGAUGCAGGUGUCACAACCAAAGAGAUUGAUGAAGUUCUCCUUGUCGGUGGGAUGACCCGUGUUCCUAGAGUUCAGGAAGUUGUUACAGAAAUCUUUGGUAAGUCCCCAAGCAAAGGAGUGAAUCCUGAUGAAGCAGUUGCAAUGGGAGCUGCUAUUCAGGGUGGUAUUCUUCGUGGUGAUGUUAAAGAACUACUUUUACUUGAUGUGACUCCUCUAUCACUUGGUAUUGAGACACUUGGUGGUAUCUUUACCAAGUUGAUUGGCCGGAACACCACAAUCCCAACCAAGAAAAGUCAGACAUUCUCAACGGCAGCUGACAACCAAACACAAGUGGGCAUCAAGGUUCUGCAAGGUGAGCGUGAAAUGGCUUCAGACAACAAAAUGUUGGGAGAAUUUGAUCUUAUGGGUAUUCCUCCUGCUCCAAGAGGCAUGCCUCAAAUUGAGGUAACAUUCGACAUCGAUGCAAAUGGUAUCGUUACAGUCUCUGCCAAAGACAAGGCCACUGGCAAAGAGCAGCAAAUCACUAUCAGGUCAUCAGGAGGUUUAUCGGAUGAUGAGAUUGAGAAGAUGGUUAGAGAUGCUGAGCUUCACUCCCAGAAGGAUGCUGAAAGGAAGACACUCAUUGAUGCCAAAAACACCGCUGAUACCACCAUUUACAGUGUGGAGAAGAAUUUGAACGAGUAUAGAGACAAGCUUCCUAGUGAAGUUGUGUCUUCAAUCGAGGCUGCUGUAGCUGAUUUAAGGAAAGCUUCUGGUAGUGAGGAUGUUGCAGAGAUUCAGGCCAAGAUUGAUGCUGCAAACAAGGCACAAUCGAAGAUUGGAGAGCACAUGCAUGGGGGUUCAAAGGGCGGUUCUGACUCGGGGUCAGGAGGAUCGGAAGGUGGUGAACAAGCACCUGAGGCAGAAUACGAGGAGGUAAAGAAGUAGAAUUGCUGACUAGAUUCUUCACUUUCAUUUGAUAUAUUCCAUGAUUGCAAACAUUAUUAACAGUUUUUGUAUCUAAAGCUAUCAUCGGAAAGAUGGGAUUUGUAGUAGAAAUAAUCACCAAAUUGUUUUGUUAUAUGGCAUUGCUAUUUGUCCUUUGGGGAACAAGAUACAGUUUUGAAGUGAAAUCUCAAUGAGAUGUUACUGGUU
This is a messenger RNA of Erigeron canadensis, 2328 nucleotides long. RefSeq names its product heat shock 70 kDa protein, mitochondrial. Bases 79 to 2121 code for a protein of 680 amino acids. The record is from RefSeq and is a predicted model, not a curated record. The transcript has 6 exons. Gene Ontology annotation, cellular component: cytoplasm; mitochondrion. Gene Ontology annotation, molecular function: heat shock protein binding; ATP binding; ATP hydrolysis activity. Gene Ontology annotation, biological process: protein refolding; cellular response to unfolded protein. NCBI's taxonomy places the organism in Eukaryota, Viridiplantae, Streptophyta, Magnoliopsida, Asterales, Asteraceae.